UGUGACAUCCACUAGGCAGAUGUUGGUAUUUCAAUUAAAAUUAAUUAGAACUAAAAGUUCAGUUCAUAUUUUCAGUGCUAAAUAGCCAUGUAGGGAUAGUGGCUACCAUAUUGGACCAUGCAGAAACAAAACAUUUUAUCUGUCUUCACAGAAAGUUCCUUUGGAUAGUACAACUCAAGAGUGUACCACAGGUAUAUGUCUGUGUGUGCUCUCAAUGAUCAUAGGCUAGAAUGAACAAGCAAACCAAGCACAGAGUUUUGAUAUGGUUUACUAGAUUUACCGUCUAGCAUGAGAGACAGUUUUAAAUAAACAGUGAAAACCAGGGACAUCUGAUACCUGUAAUAAAAGGACCUUGUUGCACAGUGUCUUAAGAGCUCAGCUGCAAGCCAAAAGGUCAGCAGUUUGAAUCCACCAGCUGCUUCUUAAAAACCCUCUGAGGCAGUUUUACUCUGUCCUGUUGGAUCACUAUUAGUCAGAAUUGACUUGAUGGCAGCUGGUUUGGUUUUUUUGGUUUUAACCAGAGAGUCAAUUUAAACUCUGUGAAAAGGAAAAUUAUUUACGUGAAGAUUCAGAAAAUUCUUUUAUUUAGCUACAUGCAUAGUUGUGUAGGGCUGAUAGCAUGUGGUAUGGGUGGUAGUGGAAAGAGUAUUUCCAUUGGGAAAAAUGAGUGUGUAAAUCCCUGAGGCAGCAGAGAAUCCAGUAUCAUUCAUUCCUUGAUGAAAGAGAUGAUUGAAGCAGAGAAAACAAAGUGUACAUGGGGAUUUGUGUGAGCCAGAUUGGAGGAGGCAAUGGCAGCAGGUCGUUUAGAAGUAUGCUGACUACUCCGGGCUUUUAGAAGGCCAGUGGACAGCCACUGACUGGCAUUAAGCAGUUCCUGUGCUGCAAAUAGAUUUUGUAAAUGACAAUUACGAUUAAAUGAUGAAAUGCUGGACAGAAGCUUGCUAUGAACAAAUUAAGAAAGACUGAGGAAGCCUAGACGUGAAGAUUGGUUGUGGAUCAGGAAGAUACUGCAAUAAUACAAGGUAAAUGUAGGUAGUUGAAAGGGCUUUCCUUUAUAGAAGGCUCAUUCUUUAAGUUACAGGCUAUAGAGAUCAGUGAAUGCUUCUUAUACUUGAAUGUCAGGUUUGAUAACCUGGUAAUCUUGUUAAAAUGUGUAAAACGCGGGUUUUGAUUAAGAAAUUCUGGGUAGGGCUUGAACAAUCUCCUAGUUAAUGCUGGGAACAAUAAGAAAUAAGGAUGUGGAUGAAAAUUAGACAGCGCUAUUAGGGAAAAUAACAAAAGAAAAGCCAGAAAACCAAACCCGUUGCUAUUGAGUUGAUUCCAACUCGUAGCGACCCUAUAGGACAGAAUAGAACUGCCCCAUAGGGUUUCCAAGGAGUGGCUGUUGGAUUUGAACUGCUGACCUUUUCGUUAGCAGCUGAGUUCUUAGCCCCUGUGCCACCAGGGCUCCAACAAAAGAGAGGAUAAUGCUUAAAGGGAAAACACUGGUAUAAAGAUCAUGCAAGCGAGAGAGAGAGAACAUUUACACUGAGACCAAGAGCUGAAAGACUAGGAGUCAGCUUGGAGGGGAAGCAGGAUAGCAGGGUGCAAAGGGAACAGAGGCAAGGAAAUGGCUCCUUAGAGAAAACUUAGUGACUUUCUGAUGUAUUUUAUCAUUGAUUUAUUAUAAGGCUGAAAGACAAAGUGUUGAGGAAUCCUCCCAGAUUUCUCAAAAGCUUAGGGACUGCUGGUGUGAUGGUUUGAGAAUGAGGCAAAAAAAAAAGGGGGGGGGAGUGAAAUGUUAAUUACAACAGGAAAAGUACCAGUCACAUAUACCUUCUUUCACCAACUUAAACGGUGGCUAUACACAUGGGCCUCGCCAGAUGGAACACACAGAAAUCAAAUUGACUACGUCUGUGGAAAGAGACAAUGGAAAAGCUCAAUAUCAUCAGUCAGAAUGAGGCCAGAGGCCGACUGUAGAACAGACCAUCAAUUGCUCAUAUGCAAGUUCAAGCUGAAACUGAAGAAAAUCAGAGCAAGUCCACGAGAGCCAAAAUAUGACCUUGAGUAUAUCCCACCUGAAUUUAGAGACUAUCUCAAGAAUAGAUUUGACGCAUUAAACACUAGGGAUCGCAGACCAGAUGAGUUGUGGAAUGACAUCAAGGACAUCAUCCAUGAAGAAAGCAAGAGGUCCCUGAAAAGACAGAAAAGAAAGAAAAGACCAAGAUGGAUGUCAGAGGAGACUCUGAAACUUGGUCAUGAAUGUUGGGCAGCUAAAGCAAAAGGAAGAAUUGAUGAAGUAAAAGAACUGAACAGAAGAUGUCAAAGGGCCUCUCCAGAAAACAAAGUAUUAUAAUGACGUGUGUAAAGAGCUGGAGAUGGAAAACCAAAAGGGAAGAACACGCUCAGCGUUUCUCAAGCUGAAAGAACUGAAGAAAAAAUUCAAGCCUCAAGUUGCAGUAGUGAAGGUUUCCAUGGGGAAAAUAUUAAACAGGGCAGGAAGCAUCAAAAGAAGAUGAAAGGAAUACACAGAGUCAUUAUACCAAAAAGAAUUAGUAGAUAUUCAACCAUUUGAGGUGGCAUAUGAUCAGGAACUGAUGGUAUUGAAGGAAGAAGUCCAAGCUGCUCUGGAGGCAUUGACAAAAACAAGGCUCCAGGAAUUGAUGGAAUAUCAAUUGAGAUGUUUCAACAAACAGAUGCAGGGCUGGAGGUGCUCACUCGUCUAUACCAAGAAAUAUGGAAGACAGCUUCCUGGCCAACUGACUGGAAGAGAUCCAUAUUUCUGCCUAUUCCCAAGACAGGUGAUCCAACCGAAUAUGGGAAUUAUAGAACAAUAUCAUUAAUAUCACACGCAAGCAAAAUUUUGCUGAAGAUCAUUCAAAAAUGGCUGUAGCAGUAUAUCGACAGGGAACUGCCAGAAAUUCAGGCCAGCUUCAGAAGAAGACGUGGAACCAGGGAUAUCAUUGCUGAUGUCAGAUGGAUCCUGGCUGAAAGCAGAGAAUACCAGGAGGAUGUUUACCUGUGUUUUAUUGAUUAUGCAAAGGCAUUAGACUGUGUGGAUCAUAACAAACUAUGGAUAACAUUGCAAAGAACGGGAAUUCCAGAACACUUAAUUGUGCUCGUGAGGAACUUUACAUAGAUCAAGAGGCCGUUGUUCAGAUAGAUCAAGGGGAUACUGAUUGGUUUAAAGUCAGGAAAGGUGUGCAUCAGGGUUGUAUUCUUUCACCAUACCUAUUCUGUAUGCUGAACAAAUAAUCCCAGAAGCUGGGCUAUAUGAAGAAGAACGGGGCAUCAGGAUUGGAGGAAGACUCGUUAACAACCUGCAUUAUGCAGAUGACACAGCCUUUCUUGCUGAAAGUGAAGAGGACUCGAAGCACUUACUAAUGAAGAUCAAAGACCACAGUCUUCAGUAUGGAUUACAUCUUAACAUAAAGAAAACAAAAAUCCUCACAACUGGGCCAAUGAGCAACAUCAUGAUAAACGGAGAAAAGGUUGAAGUUGUGAAGAAUUUCAUUUUACUUGGAUCCACAAUCAACAGCCAUGGAAGCAGCAGUCAAGAAAUCAAAAGAUGCAUUGCAUUGGGUAAAUCUGCUGCAAAGGAUCUCUUCAAGGUGUUGAAGAGCAAAGAUGUCACCCUGAAGACUAAGGUGUGCCUGACCCAAGCCAUGGUAUUUUCAAUCACAUCAUACGCAUGUGAAAGCUGGACAAUGAAUAAGGAAGACCGAAGAAGAGUUGACGCCUUUGAAUUGUGGUGUUGGCGAAGAAUAUUGAAUAUACCAUGGACUGCCAAAAGAACGAACAAAUCUGUCUUGAAAGAAGUGUGGCCAGAAUGCUCCUUAGAGGCAAGGAUGGCGAGACUGCGUCUUACAUACUUCGGACAUGUUGUCAGGAAGGAUUAGUCCCUGGAGAAGGACAUCAUGCUUGGCAGAGUACAGGGUCAGUGGAAAAGAGGAAGACCCUUAACGAGGUGGAUUGACACAGUGGCUGCAACAAUGAGCUCAAGCAUAACAAUGAUUGUAAGGAUGGCGCAGGACUGGGCAGUGUUUUGUUCUGUUGUGCAUAGGGUCACUAUGAGUCGGAACCGACUCGACAGCACCUAACAGCAACAUAAAAAAAAAAAAAAAAAAACUUAAAAAGCAAAAUAUAAGUGUUUUAACUACAUACAGUUAAACAUGAAUGAAGCAUGAUGAGUUCAUUGCCAAAACUUGAAAAAUAUAUUCUUCCUGAAAAUUCGCCCAUGUUAAUAUCCAGUAACAGUGCACGUGUUGAUGUAUAGGGGACAAAGUUACAUAGGUGAACUCACAACUUCAACACUGGAUCUCUGACUUCCUGCAGAAAAUCAGGCUCAAGUUUUCCAUCCUGACCAGGCGUCUCAAUCUCUAGGAUGAAUAAAUUCCUUCCAUCUGUGAUCUUGUUGCCAGAAAGAAGAUCCCAUGGAGCUGCUUGAAGAAUGCAGGUCUCAAGUGUGGUGCAGGAAGAGCUGGUCCAGUCCAGGCAGCUGGGGACCUAGGGUGGCCGUCUUGAACAUCUGCAAAUGACAAGUAGAAUUUCAGCAGCGCUGACUGGUGUGCAGACCAAACAUUAUUCAUCUGCUUCCAAACUGCUGGCUGCUCUGCUUCCACCCCCAUCCUCUUAUUGAAGUGAAUAUUUGGGCUUAGUGGCAACGUUCUGUCAGACUUCCAGAAGCUGCAGCAAGGAAAUGGAUUCAGUGGUCAUUGAGGAUGUGGCUGUGGUCUUUAGCCAGGAAGAAUGGUCUUUGCUGGAUUGUGCUCAGAGGAAGCUCUACAGAGAUGUGAUGAUGGAAACCUUCAGAAACCUGGCCUCAGUAGUAUCUCAAAACCUUAAUAAUGGAGAAACGUUAUUCAGGGAACAUGUAAUGGUGAGACUCAUGAAGAAGAACACCUGGUCCUCCAUAUUAGGAGAAAUCUCUGAAUUGUAUGGCAAUAAAGAUCAGCAUAAAGACCAGAAGAGACAUUUGAGAAGUCAUAUAGUAGAGAAUCCCUGUAAAAGUGAUAAAGGCAAUCGGUGUGGGAAAACAUUCAGCCGGAUUCCAAAUCAAACUGUGCUAAAGAAAAAUCCUCCAGAAGUAAAUCUUUUUGAAUGCUCUGGGUGUGGAAAAGCCUUCAUGGAUCACUCAUCACAUAAUAAUCAUGCCAGUUCUCACCGUGGAUGCAAUACCUGUCAACGUAAGGAAUGUGGAGAAGCCUGCAGCUUUCCCUCUCCCCUAACCACUCCUAUGAGAACUCUUACUGGAAGGAAACUCCAUAAAUGUGGGAAGGACUUUAUCUGUAUCUCAACGCUUAAGAAUUCUAUAACAACACUCAUUGGUGAGAAAUGCUGUCACUGUAAUGAGUGUAGGAAAGAUUUCUGUAUUUCCUCCUCCCUUUGGACACAAGUGAGAAGUCAUAAGCGUGAAUGUAAAGAAUGUUGUAAAACUUAUAGCCCUUCAUCCCUCAUUUUACAUAAAUCUCAUAACAGAGACAUGCAUUAUGACUGUCAGGAAUGUGGGAAGACCUUUAAUGAGGUCUCAUCCAUCACUCAGUAUAUAAGAACUCACAGUGGAAAGAGGCCUUAUGAAUGUAAGGAAUGUGGAAAAGCCUUUAGGCGAGCCUCACACUUAACUAAACAUAAAAGAACUCACAGUGGAGAGAGGCCUUAUAAAUGUAAGGAAUGUGGAAAAGCCUUUAGUUGUUCCUCAGUCCUCACUACACAUAUAAGAACCCACACUGGAGAUAAGCCCUAUGAAUGUAAGGAAUGUGGAAAAGCCUUUAGGUGUUCCUCAGGCCUCAUUACACACAUAAGAAUUCACACUGGAGAGAGGCCCUAUAAGUGCAAGGAAUGUGGGAAAGCCUUUGGGCGAGCCUCCCACCUCACUAAACAUACAAGAAGUCACAGUGGAGAGAAGCCUUAUGAAUGUAAGGAAUGUGGGAAAGCCUUUAGUUCUUCCUCAGGCCUCACUACACAUAUAAGAAUUCACACCGGAGAUAGGCCAUAUAAAUGUAAGGAAUGUGGGAAAGCCUUUAGGCGAGCAUCACACCUCACUAAACAUAUGAGAACUCACAGUGGAGAGAGGCCUUAUGAAUGUAAGGAAUGUGGGAAAGCCUUCAGUUGUUCCUCAAUCCUCACUAGACAUGUAAGAACUCACAGUGUAGUAAAGCCUUGUGAAUGUAAGGAAUGUGGAAAAGGCUUCAGUUGUUCCUCAGUCCUCACUGCCCAUAUAAGAACUCACACUGGAGAGAGGCCCUGUGAAUGUAAGGAAUGUGGGAAAGCCUAUCGGCAAGUCUCACACCUCAUUAAACAUAUAAGAAGAACUCAUAGUGGAGAGAGGCCCCAUGAAUGUAAGGAAUGUGGGAAAACGUUUAGUGAUUCCUCAGACCUCAGUAGACAUAUAAGAACUCACAGUGGAGAGAGACCUUAUGUAUGUAAAGAAUGUGGGAAAACAUUUACUCAUUCCUCCUAUCUCUCUGAACAUGUAAGAACUCACAGUGGAGAGAAGCCUUUUGAAUGUGAGGAAUGUGGGAAAGCCUUUAGUAAUUCUUCACACCUCACUAGACAUACAACAACUCACAGUGGCAAAAGACCUUAUGAAUGUAAGGAAUGUGGAAAAGCCUUUAGUCAUUCCUCCUAUCUCUCUGGACACCUAAGAACUCACAGUGGAGAGAAGCCUUUUGAAUGUCAAGAAUGUGGGAAAGCCUUUAGUCGUUCCUCACACCUCAUUUCACACAUAAGAAGAACUCACAGUGGAAAGACUACCCUUUGUCAAAAGUGGGAUGUUUCAUCCUUACUGCUAUAAUUUCGUACAGCAAAUUGCUGAAAGUCUUAAUUAAAGAACAGAGUUUCUCAGUGAGUAAGAAACCAAUACUAACUCAAAGAAAGAGUCAUCAGAGCUACUUUUUGCCUUUGUGUGAAAUGAUAGUUCAUCGUAACUACUACUGCCCUCAUCAGUGUUUGUUACUUUCUCAGUCCAAGCUAAAUUUUAUCUUUCUUAAAGUCUUCAGUUAUUACGAAUAAGGCUACAGGGAAUAGCCUUAAGUAAAUUUGGUUUUAUAUUUCUUAAUGUUUUAUUGAUGUUAUUUUGCUUACAGUAAAAUAAACUGAUCUUGUAUUUGGUUUAAGGGUGUUUUGUUUCCCUAUUUAUUGCAUUUCUUUCCAUUGUUUCCUAUUGGAAAGUUAACUGUUUUACCCUUUAUAGUUAGUAAUUUUCUAAUAGAUUGAUACUUUGAGAAAAAGGUGGUUUUUCGUGGUACUUUGGUCUACUAAUUUUAGUACCCACUGAUAAACAU
Molecule: messenger RNA, 7262 nt
Organism: Loxodonta africana (African savanna elephant)
Lineage: Eukaryota; Metazoa; Chordata; Mammalia; Proboscidea; Elephantidae
Product: zinc finger protein 345-like
Exons: 5
Coding region: 4679-6772 (697 amino acids)
Biological process (GO): regulation of transcription by RNA polymerase II
Cellular component (GO): nucleus
Molecular function (GO): DNA-binding transcription factor activity, RNA polymerase II-specific; RNA polymerase II transcription regulatory region sequence-specific DNA binding
Source: RefSeq, a predicted model, not a curated record